Molecule: messenger RNA, 459 nt
Organism: Aspergillus novofumigatus IBT 16806
Lineage: Eukaryota; Fungi; Ascomycota; Eurotiomycetes; Eurotiales; Aspergillaceae
Exons: 2
Coding region: 65-313 (82 amino acids)
Source: RefSeq, a predicted model, not a curated record
UAUAAUCUAGCGAUGAACUAUCACGAUGAUGCCCAACUGCCUUUAAGAGAGAACAUCUUUUUGCAUGCAUUUAUCAAAUAAUGAUGUGAUGCAUAUAUUUAUGAUUAGCGACAUUUUGUUCAUAGCAUUGCGUGUUUUGUGUCUGUUGAAAAAAGCUGUACCAGUGCGAACAUAUUCUGUCAAUUUCCCGAUGUACAAUGCAAGAUACCUCCAAUUUUCUGGAAGAAAGAGAAGCCUGAACAUCCAUCUAAGUUCAACAAAACAAUCAUCCCAAUACAAUGCCGCACUAUACCCGCCAAGUUCCAGAAAGUAACAAAUAGCACAAAUCCAGAACCAUCCCAUACCAGUACAGCCAUUUUUUCCGGCUGGUUCUUCGGCAGGCUAAUUGUGGUAGUGGCUGUCUAUAGCAGUUUGGACCUAAGUGUACUUGUUGAACUCUUGCGUCAUAGGGAUGAAGAG